Hibiscus syriacus is the source of this 1696-nucleotide messenger RNA. Its product is annotated as glucan endo-1,3-beta-glucosidase 12-like. Gene Ontology annotation, cellular component: plasma membrane. The transcript is spliced from 3 exons. Gene Ontology annotation, biological process: carbohydrate metabolic process. The record is from RefSeq and is a predicted model, not a curated record. Gene Ontology annotation, molecular function: hydrolase activity, hydrolyzing O-glycosyl compounds. Lineage: Eukaryota; Viridiplantae; Streptophyta; Magnoliopsida; Malvales; Malvaceae. The coding region runs from base 43 to 1473 and encodes 476 amino acids.
CUUCAAGCCUCCGUUCAAUUUCUGCUCAAAGAACAAUAGAGCAUGGCAAUGGUGCCCUCUUUACUUUCGUUCUCUCUUUUGCUCAUUUCUGCUUUCUUCAGUAGUGCAGAUUGUGGUUCUAUUGGAGUUAACUAUGGAAGAGUCGCCAACAACCUCCCGCCUGCAACCAAGGUAGCGGAACUACUCAAAUCCCAAGGUCUCAACCGUGUCAAAGUUUACGACACUGACCCGGCUGUUCUCCAUGCAUUAUCCGGAUCCGGAAUCAAAGUCACCGUCGACCUUCCAAACGGGCAACUCUUCGCCGCCGCCAAGAGUACUUCAUUCGCUAAAACUUGGGUCCAGCGAAACGUUGCCGCUCACUACCCUCACACUGAAAUAGAAGCCAUUGCCGUUGGUAAUGAAGUCUUCGUCGAUCCACACAACAGCACCAAGUUCCUCGUUCCUGCCAUGAAGAAUAUCCACGAAGCUUUGGUUAAGUUAAACCUUCACUCGGAUAUUAAAGUCUCUUCCCCGAUUGCCCUUUCCGCUCUACAAAACUCUUACCCUUCUUCAGCCGGAUCUUUCCGACCCGAACUCAUCGAGCCCGUUUUCAAACCCAUGUUGGAUUUCCUUCGCCAAACCGGCUCUUUCCUCAUGGUCAAUGCUUACCCUUUCUUCGCUUAUGAGUCCAACACUGACGUCAUCUCGUUGGACUACGCUUUGUUUAGAGAGAACCCGGGUGUGGUGGAUGCGGGUAACGGGUUGAGGUAUUUCAGUCUGUUCGAUGCUCAAAUAGACGCCGUUUUCGCCGCAAUGUCUGCUUUGAAAUAUGAUGAUAUUCGAUUGGUUGUCACGGAAACGGGUUGGCCCUCGAAAGGGGACGAGAAUGAGAACGGAGCUAGUAUUCAAAACGCCGCCGCUUAUAAUGGGAAUCUGAUCCGUCGGAUCCUGACCGGCGGUGGGACCCCUUUGAGACCCAAAGCAGAUCUCACAGUUUUUCUGUUUGCCCUUUUCAACGAAAACAAUAAAUUCGGACCUACAUCGGAAAGGAACUACGGGCUUUUUUACCCGAACGAGGAAAAAGUUUACGACAUCCCUUUCACUGUAGAAGGUUUGAAGAAUUACCACGAUAGACCGUCUCCGGUGACCGGGAACCAACCAGGGGCAGGGGAUACAGCCAAAGGAGGAGGAGGGGGCGUGUCGAAGAGUAAGACGGGGAACACGUGGUGCGUUGCGAGUGGUGAAGCUGGAAAAGAGAAGUUACAGGCAGCUCUAGAUUUCGCUUGCGGGGAAGGAGGUGCAGAUUGCCAUCCGAUCCAGACUGGUGCCACGUGUUACAAUCCCAACACAAUAGAGGCCCACGCAUCGUUCGCGUUCAACAGUUAUUACCAAAAGAAUGGACGGAAGAUGGGAACUUGCUAUUUUGGCGGGGCAGCCUUCGUCGUCACUCAACCUCCUAAGUACGGAAAUUGCGAGUUUCCAACCGGAUACUGAAGCGAAACCCGAAAUAGAGGGAGCGUAAAGGGUUUGGAAGAAAGGAGUGGUUGAAGAUCUGAAAACAGGAAACCUAAUUUUAGUUUUGCUUCUGUUCAAUUAUUUUUAGUUUUUAGGGUGGGGUGAUGAUGACUGUUGUUAUGUAUUUUGGUUGGGUUUAUUAGGAAAUUAUUCCGACUUCUGUUGGUGUAUAAAUUAAUCUUCUUUUUGGACUUUAAUGUUA